AUGGGCGUCCGUCUCCGUUUCUCGAUGCAUGGGCGACGCCAUGAAAAGAUCUUCCGUCUGGUCGCCGUGGACUCGCGCAAGAGACGAGAUGCAAAACCAAUAGAGACGCUUGGCGUGUACAUCCCGAAGCCCACCGCUCACGACCACUACAAAACUGUUCAGUGGAGUGUGGACAGGAUAAAGUACUGGUUGGGGGUUGGUGCUCUGCCCUCGAAGCCCGUUGUGCGUUUGUUAGAGCUUGGCAAAAUCUUGCCACCGGAUUCGAAAUAUCACUCGAACGCCACGAAACCACCGUCACCACCUGAACCUCCUAUCUUAGACAAGUGA
Gloeophyllum trabeum ATCC 11539 is the source of this 327-nucleotide messenger RNA. Its product is annotated as ribosomal protein S16. The transcript has 2 exons. Gene Ontology annotation, cellular component: mitochondrial small ribosomal subunit; ribosome. The record is from RefSeq and is a predicted model, not a curated record. Gene Ontology annotation, biological process: mitochondrial translation. Lineage: Eukaryota; Fungi; Basidiomycota; Agaricomycetes; Gloeophyllales; Gloeophyllaceae. Gene Ontology annotation, molecular function: structural constituent of ribosome. Bases 1 to 327 code for a protein of 108 amino acids.